ACACGAAAGUGCCAAUCAGUUGAUCGUACGCUAUGCUGCAGAACGUUAACACCUCGCUGGCCGGUUUUGUCCGUGCGCACAAUGGCCUGCGUUUUAUAAGCGAUCGCAACUGUAUCAUUCGCCGGGAAGAGCACCUAUCGAAAGGCAAGGUCAAGCUGAUCUCCGGUGGUGGAAGUGGUCACGAGCCUGCCCACAAUGGCUACGUCGGUAAAGGGAUGCUGGAUGCGGCCGUUUGUGGAGACGUGUUCUGCUCACCGUCGGCGACGUCGAUAGUCGAUUGUCUUCGAAUGGUGGCCAGUCCGGAGGAAAGCGUGUUGUUUAUUGUCAACAACUACACUGGUGAUCGGUUGAAUUUUGGUUUGGCGGUGGAACGUGCUCGAUCGCAGUAUGGUUACAAGGAUUUACGGAUACUACUGAAUGAUGAUGACUGUUCCAUCGUAGAUUCGAUGGUAAAAAAAUCGGUUGGAAAGCGAGGACUUGCUGGAUGUGUGUUAUUGAUAAAAAUGUUGGGCGCGAUGGCUGAACUGGGUUGUUCAAUUGAUGAGAUAGUCCAGUUUGGGGAAAAAAUGUUGCGAGGUGGACAUAUUGCGACGUUUGGGUUUAGCUUCGAAGAGAUCGACGGUAAGCUGCAUAACGUUGAGCUGGGAAAGGGCCUCCAUGGAGAACCUGGUGUGUGCAAGAUGGGCACGUGCGAUGGAUUUGAGUCGAUUGUUUACUACACUUUGGAUAGGUUGGCUGCCAAAAUUUAUCCAUACAACGAUAAUGAAAUAGUUGUGCUCAUUAACAAUCUUGGUGGAACUUCGGAAUUCGCGUUAGGUGUUUUCGUGAGCACACUGCUGCCCCUGCUGGCGAAUGACUAUAUUGUGAAACGCGUCUACAUUGGGAAUUUUUUCACAUCCUUAAGCCAAUCCGGACUAUCCGUAACGUUUCUGAAUCUAAAUUAUUCGGAUAAAGUGCUCCCAUAUCUAGAUUAUGAGGUACAGGUUGCUUCAACGCUAUUCGGUGGACCUUCUUCGUACAACCUACCCUCUUCAGAAGUUAUUUACUUUGAAGAACGCGACGAAUUCCAAACUACUGGAAGUAUGGAUAAGUUUAAGCUAUGCUUUUCCGAGUCAAGUCAACCGUUGGUCAAGAAUAUCUUGAAAAAUAUUGCAAGCACUUUAAUAUCCAGUCGCGAUGAGCUUAACACCUACGACAAAGAAUGCGGUGAUGGUGAUACAGGAAACACAAUUGCCAAUGGAGCAACCGCAUUGCUAGAUGUUCUCGAUACAACGCUGGAUGUGCUUUAUCCGGCCAAAAUGUUUCAACAAAUCAGCAAGAUUAUGCAACUAAGCAUUGGAGGUACAUCGGGUGCAAUUUACAGUUUGUUUCUACAAGCAGCCUCUCAAGCAUUUUUAGAAGCGGACGGUGAUAUCAAUAUCACUGCCAGGCAUUGGCUGUGGGCGCUGACACAUGGAAACAAUGCUAUCAUGCAGUACGCCUUGACUGAGGUGGGUGAUCGUACCAUGCUGGAUGCUUUGAAACGAGGAGAAAAUGAUCUUCGGGAAGCAAUUAAACAGAACCUAUCGCCAAUAGAUUGCAUCGAAAAGUUUUCCAAGGCCUGCGAAAUGGCAGCCAUAGCUACUCGAAGAAUGGUCCCGAAAUCCGGUAGAGCUGCAUAUUGCACAGCCCAGUCAGGCAGAAAGGACUUUGAGUACCCAGAUCCAGGAGCACAUGGUGUUGCUUUGUGGGCUAAAGCUUUAUUGGAGGCGUAUAAGAAAAACUGUGAGGAAUAGUACACAAUAUUUACAAGAAUAGCGAAGAGAGAAAUAAUCACUAAUCCGCGGAAAGGAAUAAAGGAAAAAAUCGUUGAACGCA
Armigeres subalbatus is the source of this 1857-nucleotide messenger RNA. Its product is annotated as triokinase/FMN cyclase-like. Gene Ontology annotation, cellular component: cytosol. The transcript has a single exon. Gene Ontology annotation, molecular function: glycerone kinase activity. NCBI's taxonomy places the organism in Eukaryota, Metazoa, Arthropoda, Insecta, Diptera, Culicidae. Gene Ontology annotation, biological process: glycerol catabolic process. The record is from RefSeq and is a predicted model, not a curated record. The coding region runs from base 33 to 1775 and encodes 580 amino acids.